Molecule: messenger RNA, 6169 nt
Organism: Acipenser ruthenus (sterlet)
Lineage: Eukaryota; Metazoa; Chordata; Actinopteri; Acipenseriformes; Acipenseridae
Product: follicle-stimulating hormone receptor-like
Exons: 10
Coding region: 177-2162 (661 amino acids)
Biological process (GO): male gonad development; follicle-stimulating hormone signaling pathway
Cellular component (GO): membrane
Molecular function (GO): protein binding; G protein-coupled receptor activity; follicle-stimulating hormone receptor activity
Source: RefSeq, a predicted model, not a curated record
AUAACUAAUCUCUGUGUGAGUUUAGCUAGCCAAUCUGCUUUGCCGCUAUAGCCUGACGAGACCCUAAUUAUAGUCUCUCGAAGUAGAACAACAUAUCACCUGGUUUUUAGUGCCAGUUCUUUCAGAAAAGUUGAAUUUAGGUGUAACAAAUCUGGGAUUUCUUUGAGAAGAACAUCAUGCCUUUGGUCUGGGUUAACCUGCUGCUGCUGCUUUGGGGGGCACAUACCGAAUGCCAUCAAUGCUCAGUGAACGGGAUCACAAGGAUGUUUUCCUGCCUUGAAACUACAGUGAUCGAGAUGUCCUGGGACAUUCCAAACAACACCACACACGUGUUAAUUAAGCAGACAAAGUUGAAAGUGUUUCCAAGCGAUGCCUUUUCAGGACUCAAUGGACUAUCCAGCAUUAUGAUUUCGGAAAAUGGAGCAUUGGAAGAGAUCGGGGCUAAUGUUUUUGCAAAUCUUUUACGGCUAUAUGAAAUAAGGAUAGAGAAGUCAAAAAACCUUGUCACCAUUGACAGAGAUGCUUUUCAGAAUCUCCCGAAUUUAAAAUAUUUAACCAUAUCAAAUACCGGCCUCAAUUCUUUACCAGAUCUUUCAAAGAUUAAUUCCAGACAGCCUGGCUUUCUAUUGGACCUUCAAGAUAAUCUAAACAUACAAGUGAUCCCUACAAAUGCAUUUCUAGGACUGAGCAAUAGCUAUAUAACUGAACUACGCCUGCCAAAGAAUGGGAUUAAUGAGGUACAACGAUUUGCAUUUAACAACACAAAACUGGAGAAACUAAUUCUCAUGGGUAAUCCUCUUGAAAACGUGCACAGUGAAGCUUUUCUGGCAGCAGAAGGUCUGGUAGUUCUGGAUAUUUCCAAUACAAAAAUCAGCACUAUUCCAGAGAAUAUGCUCAUGAAUAUUAAAAGACUCAGUGCUACCUCUACUUACAAUUUAAAAAAGCUGCCAAACUUGGAUAGUUUUACUGAACUGAUUGAAGCCAACCUGACCUACGCCAGCCACUGCUGUGCCUUUGCAAACUGGAAGAAAAAUCAAUCAGCGAAAGACCCGAUGUGCAACAUGUCCCAAAUCAACUAUGACGAACCCAACUGGUAUAAUGAAAAUUGCAAGGAGGUGACUGAAGUCGCUUGCUCUCCCAAGCCGGAUGCCUUCAAUCCAUGUGAAGAUAUUAUGGGAUACAUAUAUUUGAGAGUCCUAAUCUGGUUUAUAAGCAUCAUGGCCAUUACUGGAAACUUUGUUGUCAUUGUUGUGCUGCUGACAAGCAGAUACAAGCUCACUGUGCCCCGCUACCUAAUGUGCAACCUGGCCUUUGCAGACCUGUGCAUGGGGAUCUACUUGCUAUUGAUAGCUUCAGUGGACAUCCAAACCCAAUCCCAGUAUUAUAACUACGGGAUAAGCUGGCAGACUGGGCCCGGGUGCAGCAUUGCAGGUUUCUUCACAGUUUUUGCCAGCGAGUUCUCGGUGUACACUUUGACAGUUAUCACACUGGAAAGAUGGCAUACAAUCACCUAUGCGAUGCAGCUGGAGAGAAAGGUUCGUCUACGACAUGCCUUGGCCAUCAUGAUUGGCGGUUUGUCCUUCUGUUUCAUUAUAGCCCUCCUUCCCAUCCUUGGGGUCAGCAGCUAUAUGAAGGUCAGCAUCUGCUUGCCGAUGGACAUCGAGAGUCUGGUCUCUCAGUCUUACAUUGUGUUCACACUGCUGCUGAAUGUGAUAGCGUUCAUCGCCGUCUGUGUCUGCUAUGUAAGAAUCUACCUGACGGUAAGAAACCCGAACUUCAUCUCCAGAAACAGCGACACAAGGAUUGCCAAGCGCAUGGCCAUCCUGAUCUUCACUGACUUCCUCUGCAUGGCACCCAUCUCCUUCUUCGCAGUCUCAGCCUCCUUGAAGGUGCCCCUUAUCACUGUGACUAAUUCCAAAGUCCUGCUGGUGCUCUUUUACCCCAUCAACUCCUGCUGCAAUCCCUUUCUCUAUGCCUUCUUCACCAAAACCUUUAAAAGAGACUUCUUCAUUCUCAUGAGCAAAUUCGGGUGUUGUAAAAUGCAGGCCCAGAAAUACAGAACCGAGACAUCUUCUGCUCACAACUCCCAUAAUAGAAAUGGAACUCCCAAAACUAGCGAAGGCACUCUUUACUCCCUGGUGUCCCUACAUCACUCCCAUUGACUGUAUAUACUAUAUGUACAGUAUACAGCUAUGGCCAAAAGUUUAGCAUCACCUAGAAUUUUAGGAUUGAGCAAUAAUUUAAAUAAAUAUAUAUAUACAGAUGAACCUGCUUUGUAUCAUGAUUUUCGUGAAUGCAUAAUUCGUGAUAUAAAGCGGGUCAUGAUAUAAACCGGGUUUCACGUUUGCCUGUGACAGCACACAUUACGAGUGCGAGAAAAAAAGAAAGAAAACUAACGGUGAAUUAAAGAGCAGUGUUUUAAUACUGUACAUUUAGUCGUUCUUUACAUUUAAACAAAUACAUGUAGUUUACCACAGGACAAAUACGUUUUCUAUGAUUAACUAGAACGAAACAUUUCGUGCCAUUAUCUAAAAAAGGCAUGAAUUGUCGUCUGAUCAGAGCUAUCAAUUAGGCGGUGCCUGAUUUUUUUCAAUGUUAUUAAAUAAAGGCCAAUUACUAAAUUCAUUCUGUCCAAGAAAUUGCCUCAAAAUCUUAAGUGACUUUUGUGCUUCAGAUGUGUAUACAGCUGCUCCAGGUAAUUCACCUUCCUCAUCGGAUGCAGAAUCAGCAGCCUGAAGUUGGUUCUGUUUCUUUUGCUGGAUAUCCCCCACGAUGUGCUCAUCUCACAAUGACUCAAUGCAUUCAGCAUCAUUAUCCACAUUGAUGAAAACAUUGAACUCAUUCUCUGGAAACCCCUCUAGGACCACCGGUUCCACCGGUCCUAUUUUGAAAAGCCAGAUGAACGGAAGCAGUUAACAAUGGUUUCACUUUUACAGUCCCAACCUUCCUUGAUCAACAGCAUAGUUGUAAACAGGUCUAUUUGCUUUGAAAAAUCAGCUCAAUGUUGUCAAGUUUGAUUGGAGGAUGAGCAGGACAAUUAUAGACAAUGAGCGCAAUACGGCGAUGCUGUGCUUUAAAAACAUAAGAGAAUUAACAUAAGAAAGUUUACAAACGAGAGGAGGCCAUUCAGCCCAUCUUGCUUGUUUGGUUGUUAGUAGCUUAUUGAUCCCAGAAUCUCAUCAAGCAGCUUCUUGAAGGAUCCCAGGGUGUCAGCUUCAACAACAUUACUGGGGAGUUGGUUCCAGACCCUCACAAUUCUCUGUGUAAAAAAGUGCAUCCUAUUUUCUGUUCUGAAUGCCCCUUUAUCUAAUCUCCAUUUGUGACCCCUGAUCCUUGUUUCUUUUUUCAGGUCAAAGAAGUCUCCUGGGUUGACAUUGUCUAUACCUUUUAGGAUUUUGAAUGUUUGAAUCAGAUCGCCGCGUAGACUUCUUUGUUCAAGACUGAAUAGAUUCAAUUCUUUUAGCCUGUCUGCAUACGACAUGCCUUUUAAACCCGGGAUAAUUCUGGUUGCUCUUCUUUGCACUCUUUCUAGAGCAGCAAUAUCCUUUUUGUAACGAGGUGACCAGAACUGAACACAAUAUUCUAGGUGAGGUCUUACUAAUGCAUUGUAGAGUUUUAACAUUACUUCCCUUGAUUUAAAUUCAACACUUCUCACAAUAUGUCCGAGCAACUUGUUGGCCUUUUUUAUAGCUUCCCCACAUUGUCUAGAUGAAGACAUUUCUGAGUCAACAUAAACUCCUAGGUCUUUUUCAUAGUUCACUUCUUCAAUUUCAGUAUCUCCCAUAUGAUAUUUAUAAUGCACAUUUUUAUUGCCUGCAUGCAAUACUUUACACUUUUCUCUAUUAAAUUUCAUUUGCCAUGUGUCUGCCCAAUUCUGAAUGCUGUCUAGAUAAUUUUGAAUGACCUUUGCUGCUUCAACAGUGUUUGCUACUCCUGCUAUUUUUGUGUCGUCUGCAAAUUUAACGAGUUUGCUUACUAUACCAGAAUCUAAAUCAUUAAUGUAGAUUAGGAAUAGCAGAGGACCUAAUACUGAUCACUGUGGUACACCACUGGUUACCUCGCUCCAUUUUGAGGUUUCUCCUCUAAUCAGUACUUUCUGUUUUCUACAUGUUAAACACUCCCUAAUCCAUGUGCAUGCAUUUCCUUGAAUCCCCACUGCGUUCAGUUUGUGAAUUAAUCUUUGAGAGACGUGUCCCACUGUUUUAGCCAAUGCUCGAAAAGAUAUGAUAUCACCCACGCAUUCGAGUUGUAAGUGUAAGGGAUGGGCAGAUUACGAACUCCACGGAGACAACAAGGUUGUUUAGAUAUUCCAAUCAACAAAAGAGGCCUCUUUUCACCAGCCAUACUGCAACAAACCAUGAGCAUGACCCGGUCUUUUGCGUCUUUGCCUCCAAAGUGCAUGGUUUUAUUGAGUCCCGUCUCUUCAACAUUCUACACAUCAUCUGGCUUGUAGCAUUGAAUAAUUGCAGGCAGCUCAUUUUCAAUCCAGUUGUUCACAGAAGAAACAUCUGCAUCCUCAUUCUCUCAGUGAGCUCUCUUGAACACAAUCUCAUUGCGUUUCUUCCAGCGAUCAAGUCACCCGCUGGUUGCCUUAAAGUCAUCACCAUUCAGGUCAGCAGCAAACUUUAAAUCUUUGGCUUUUAAGAUUUCUCCGCUAACAGGCAAGUUUAAGGCUGUGGCAGAUUGAAACCAUCGAAACAGAGCUUCAUCAACAUCAGCAGCAUGACUGGUGCAUUGACGUUUUCGUUUGACAUUUGAAGUGGACUGUUGUAAAACACUGUUUUGAUUUUUGUAAAUUUUGCUGACUGUAGAUGGAUUAAUUGAGAACUUUUUUGCAACCUCAGCAAAUGAAAGUUUUGGUGGUCCUUCGCAGAGGCAUAUUAUCUCUGCCUUUUGUUUGCUAGUUAAUUCAGUUCACUUGCAAGCCAACAUUCUCAAUGCUUCCCAGAUAGCACAAUGACGUUGUAUCCCAUUAAGACCGCCCACACAUUUGACAGACUGCACAAAAUGUCAGUUUAUCAGCCGAGAUGAUUAUUGGUUGUUAGUUGCUUUGGAAAUUAAUUAUAUCCUGGGGUUACUUAGUAGAGCCCUGCCAUGUAGCAUUUGACAGGCGGCACAAAAAGUGACAAUAAGCGGGUGCAUGGUGAUAGGUUUUUAAAAAAUCGAGAUAAUAAACGGGGUAUGAUAUUAAGCUAGGUGAUAUAAAAUGGGUUUAUCUGUAUCUGAACAUAAUUUAGAACUUUUAUUUAACAUCAUGUAAUCAAUCACAAAAGCCAUAAUAGUAGUGCAGUAUUUUAGGUUAGAUUUCAAAAUGCCAAAUUUAAUUUUUGUGUGAUAAUUUGGUGUUUCAUUCAACUUUAUGAAGCAAAUUAGUUAUGAUGCAAAACUUUUGUCCAGAGCUGUACAUGGAGGUGUGAUCUGGCAGGGCUGGAGAUGAACCAGAUAGCUCAAGAAUAUCAACCAAUUAGAAGAAGACAAAGCGAUAUUGCUAUUUCCUGAUUGUUCUCUUUUUUUUAAAACAAGACACGGCACGUUUAAAUCAUUUCCUAUUAGUGAUUAGCGGCUUUGCAGUCUUGCUUUUGUAUUUGUUUAUUUGUUACUUAACACCAAUUCAAAUAAACAAGCAAAAUCUUAAUUAAUUGCAAUCUUAAUCAGCAAUGUUUGUUCCCACUAUUUUGGUUUGGGUAACAUGUUAUAUUGUGUCUAUAAUUACUGUUUAGUUACAUAGUAGUUACUUAGUAAAUACUUGUGUACUUACACAUAAUUGCAAUAUUAUUAUGCAUAGUUACAAUGUACUUAAUGUGUAAAUUUCUUAUUGUGUCAAUCUCCAUAUAUGUAAGUACAAAAGGGUUAGGGUUAGGGUAAGGAGGGUUGGGGUUAGGGAUGGGGUUAGGUUUAGAGUUAGGGAUAGGGCUAGGGUUAGGGGUAGGCUUAGGCUUAGGGUUAUGGUCAUAUGCAAAAAAAUUACAGCAUCCAAUAGUGUAUAGUAAAACUUGUCCAACCCGGCAGGUCAUGGGACCAGAAAAGUGUGCCAGAUAGUACAGAGGUCUAAUACUGUACCCAUUAUUUUCAAUAGAGAUUUGGUCGCAACCCCAAAAUGAUGCCAAUACAGAAUGCCAAUAUGUAGAGUGGCGAGAUUACACAGGUUUUAUUGUGUAUCAAGCUACUG